Messenger RNA from Papilio polytes (common Mormon), 2545 nucleotides. RefSeq lists its product as uncharacterized. The record is from RefSeq and is a predicted model, not a curated record. The transcript has 9 exons. Bases 368 to 1876 code for a protein of 502 amino acids. Lineage: Eukaryota; Metazoa; Arthropoda; Insecta; Lepidoptera; Papilionidae. Gene Ontology annotation, molecular function: RNA 7-methylguanosine cap binding; mRNA binding.
AUGUUCCGUGAAUAGUUCCCGACUACACGUGAUUAUAAAAAUCGUAUUUAUUUUUCAAUUUAAAAACAACCUAUUCGCCGUCAAACUGGGUACCAAAACGGUGGAAAGAUUUUUAAAUUUGGCGGACGAUAGCUUCGUCGAAGAUGUCAACGACGACUUGAAAUGUUUUAUAUCAGAGAAAAAAGUUGACAGUGUGCUGGUAUUCCCUCCGGUGAGCAACUACCGUCGCUUCCUGAUACACCGUUGCGUGGAACGACUCGGGCGUCCCGACCUCGCCACAUUCUCUAUUGGGGUCAGCGACGAGCGUCGCACCGUCGUCUGCUACAGGGAACGCAUCUUGAGUGAUGAAGCUUGCGCACGUCCAGCCAUGGUACUGACAGUGGGCAACCGCGAGGAUGCGACCCUUAACAACGAUGGCGCGGCGGAGUGCAGGCCUGCGCAAGCGCAGCGUCGACAACCUCAGGAAAAGAUCAGGUCUGGAUCAACGAAGCCGAGAAGACCGGACCGAGCAGUAUACGUACCGCGUGCGUUACGAGGCGCAGACAAUAGCUCCUCGGACGAGGCGAAGGCCGAACCCCAACGACGGAGCAGCCGCAGCGUUGAACCUAAGAGUCCUAAAUCCCCCAGCGACAGAGACAAAUCGGCGCACGGCACCCCCAAACGGUCCAUAGACAAGAACUUCUGCAACGUAUACACUCCCCCUCACCUCAGGAACCAGCGCUCUCAAACCGCGCCCAGUAUAGCCGACCCAACAGACGACGACUCGCCUCCAGCCCUCGACUGCCCAGUGCCAAAUAGUGAUAGUGCAAUAUCGUGUAGUGAUAAUAGUUAUAAUGACGUAGAAGUAGGAGAGACAUUUUAUAUUGGUGAUUAUUUUGCAAAUGGACAGCUGGGUUUCUACAACCCUGCAUACUACGAAUACGAUAGUAGGGACCUGGAGAGUUACGACGAGAGUUUCACUAAUGAUAACGUGACAAUGGAGGACACUCAGCAAAGGAUUAUCGAUGGUGACUACGUCUACAGCAAAGACCAGGAUGAUGAACAGAACGAGCUUAAACGAGCAUCACAAGAGAUUAAUAGAAGUACUAAGAGAAUUAUAAAACAGAGUUUCGAUUCUGAUGUCUUAGUGAUAUCGGAUCCGGUAGAAGAAGAGAAACAGACUGAAGUGGAGAAAGAGAAAGUAGUAGAGAAGAAAGCUAAGCCGAAGUUAGAAGCAAAGGUGUCUUUGAAACGCGAUGAGAAUGAUUGGGAGACUGUGUACGAUGAUAGUGGAGAGUGUUUGGAUCCGUCCCUUCUAGAAGAAUUAACUUCUACCGUGGGGAAGGUUCAUAUAACUAAAGCUAAGAAUAAUUACGAUCAGUACCAGACAAGAGGACAGGCUUUGUUCAAUGGGCCGUAUGAUGAAACAUUCGCUCAUGUCGUGGAAGUUUAUGACUUCCCCAGCGAGUUUAAGACGAACGAUCUUUUGUCCCUGUUCAGCGAAUACAAAGACACAGGCUUUGAAAUUAAGUGGGUGGACGACACACAUGCGCUUAUAGUCUUCAGCAGCGCUAAGAUUGCUGCUGAAGUGCUGUCAACACAGCGGCCACUAGCGCGGUGUCGACCACUUCACGCCGCCACAUUAGAGUCUAGAAACAAGGCCAAAAAAUGCGCAGAAUUCCUGCAACCAUACAGACAGCGUCCCGAGACGUGUACUGCGCUGGCGCGGCGGCUGGUGUCGGGCGCGCUGGGCGUGCGGCUCAGCACGGCGCGGCAGGAGCGCGCCGAGGAGCGCCGCCUCAUCACCAUCGCUAGAGAGAAGAAACGUCAGGCGGCGCUGCACAAGGAGGCGGCGUGGGACGGCUCCCUCGCCAACCACUCUCUCACUGACUCCUGAGAUUGCCUGAAACCCGCGCAGGCGCAUUUCCAGGUCAAGUUCUCGCUGACCGUAAGCUCUCAAAUAUAUUGUUUUAAAUAGAUAUUUUUCUAAAACGAAACUCCUAGUAAAUAAGAGGCUCCCGUCCUUAUGUCUAUUGUCGUAAGGUUUAAGAUUUAAGAUGUUUUGUGAUUUCAUUGUGCUUCCUAGCGCAUAGUAUUAUUUUUCUUAUUUCUAUAUUGAAAAGAUUUUUAAAUAUAUACGAUUGAAAUUGCGUUGUUGCUUUACCGAAUACUUGGAUUUUUUUUUAUUUUUUAAAAUUAAAUGUAGUUUUUUCUGUGGGUAUUUGUUAAAACCGUAUAAUAGUGUAAUGUGUUCGUAUAAUAUAAACCAAAUAUAUUAGAAAUCAAAUUAAAUUUAAGUUUAUAUUUAUUUCGUUGUGAUUCGUGCCUUUCGUGUCUAGUCUAAUUGUUGGGAGCCUCUUAGUGUGUAGUGUAGUCGGCCAGGGUACUGACUGGCCAGGGUAGGGUAAAGAUCACGUGACAAUUUAUAUCGUCAUUCAUAAAUACCUUAUUUCUAUAUAAAUGUUGAAUUUAAAUACAAUUAUUAUUAAAUUUGCUUUAUACAAAGAGUUCAUAUAUUGAGAAAUUUCAACAGUAUUUUUCAAAAAAUCUUUGGGAAUUUACAUCG